GCGGAAACAGCGAGUUUGCGUUGAUGUCGCAUCGGAAGAUUUUCCACUAGAUCAGCGUUUGCACCUGGUGUCUUCACGCACAAUUAAUUUAUUCUGCAGGUGGAAAGAAGACAUACUGUCAGCCACUUGAGUUUGACGAUUUAAGGAGAAUUAUCGUGCAUCUUGGUCUGAAUUUAUGGAGGGAAGUCUUUAUGAGUGAUCUAGCCGUGAUCUGGCGUUGGGGAAAGCAUGGCUGCCAGGGAUGUUCUUGAAUCAGGAGAUGCUGAUGCGGCAGUCUCCGAUAGAGCUGCCUCGAAUGGGGUAGGCAGCGGACCUUGUGCAGACAUGGCCUCCGUUGUAGUUAGUGAGCAAGAACAGGCAGCCUGCAGAGUAGAGGCCAUCAGCCCAGACGAGAACAAUGGCGAUCCAGCGGCAGACGUACAAGCAAAACUGUCCAAAAAUCAGCAGAAGAAGCUGAAAAAGCAGGCAGCGUUCGAAGCUAAGAAGGCUGCCAAGAAGCUGGAGGAGAAGGCUGCAAAGAGGGUGCAUCAGGAGAAGAAGCUGGCUGAGGUGCAUAAGAUGAUUGCUGGCAUGACUGAUGAGGAAAGGCAGGCUUGGGAAGAGCAAAUGUCUCAGAAACGGCAGGCAAGAAAGCAAAGUGCUCUGGAGAGGAAGACCCGGCUGCAGCAGGCGCAGAGCGAGGGCCAGCGCAUCUUGAUAGACCUGGACUUUGCAGACAAGAUGACGCCUACAGAGGUCAAGAGCCUGUGCCAGCAGCUGCUGCACUGCUACGGUGCCAACACACGAGCACGAAUCCCUGCCCAGCUCAUCUUCACCAGCCUUCAGGGAAUCAUGUCAGAGCAGCUGCAUAAGCAAGCCUCCGGUUUAGACAAUUGGGUGGUCACCCUCCAUGCUGAGCCAUACAUGACAGCUUUCCAGGACAAUCUGUCAGAUCUCGUCUAUCUCACAGCAGAUUCGCCGAAUGAGCUCACAUCCCUGGACCCCAGCAAAGCCUACAUCAUUGGGGGCAUAGUUGACCGGAACCGCCACAAAAAUGUCUGCUACAACAAGGCUGUGAGCCAGGGCAUAGCCACAGCUCGACUGCCUAUUGAUGAGUACAUGCAGAUGAGCAGCUCGCCUGUGAUUACUGUCAACCAGGUCUUCACAAUCCUUGUCAACUAUCUGGAUCACAAGGAUUGGGGUACUGCCUUUGAAACGACCAUACCGCAGCGGAAGAAGUUAGAGGGCCCCAGCAUUGGCAAAAGAAAGCACAAAAUUGAGGAUGAGUGCGCGCAAGAUGACAACGAGCAGGAUGCAGCACACAUUGACAAGAAGAGCAAGCUGGAGAGCAGCAUUGAGGCAUGAUGUGAUUCCUCUUGUCUUGAGUGUGAUAUGUAAUCAGGCGUAGUGCUCC
Molecule: messenger RNA, 1393 nt
Organism: Coccomyxa subellipsoidea C-169
Lineage: Eukaryota; Viridiplantae; Chlorophyta; Trebouxiophyceae; Coccomyxaceae
Exons: 5
Coding region: 229-1344 (371 amino acids)
Biological process (GO): tRNA N1-guanine methylation
Cellular component (GO): nucleus
Molecular function (GO): tRNA binding
Source: RefSeq, a predicted model, not a curated record